Carassius carassius (crucian carp) is the source of this 2143-nucleotide messenger RNA. Its product is annotated as inter-alpha-trypsin inhibitor heavy chain H3-like. The transcript is spliced from 18 exons. The record is from RefSeq and is a predicted model, not a curated record. Lineage: Eukaryota; Metazoa; Chordata; Actinopteri; Cypriniformes; Cyprinidae. The coding region runs from base 77 to 2128 and encodes 683 amino acids.
AUAGCCAAUAGCAUGAUGUGGACUAGAGUUUAAAGGUAGUGUGCUUUUGGAGGUCAGUUGAUGUCGUGUGCAGGUCAUGAUGGAUCGAGCAGCUCUCCGGCUUAUUCUCCUGGCCGUCUUUCUCAUCUCAGCUACUUCUGAUCCAGUUAAGAAGAAACAAGAUGUGGAUAUAUACAGCUUCUACAUUAACUCCACAGUCACCAGUCGCUAUUCCACAACAGUCAUCACAAGCCGUGUUGCAAACACACUGAAUGAAUCUCAAGAGAUCCAGUUUGAGGUCAAGAUUCCCAAGAACGCCUUCAUCAGCAAAUUCAGAAUGACCAUAGAGGGAAAAACAUAUGAUGGGGUUGUGAAGGGAAAAGAAGAAGCUCAGCAGCAAUACAAUCAAGCAGUAUCUCGAGGACAAAGUGCUGGACUGGUCAGAUCUGUUGGAAGGACUUUAGAGGACUUUAAAACUUCAGUGACGGUGGCUGCUUUAAGUAAAGUGACCUUUGAGUUGACCUACGAGGAACUGCUAAAGCGCCGCCUCGGCAAAUAUGAGCUACUCAUCAACGCCCAACCGAUGCAGCCGGUGGCUGACUUCAAGAUGGAUGUGCACAUCCAAGAGAAACCAGGAAUUUCCUUCUUGGAGGUGAAAGGAGAUUUGAGCACCGGUGAUCUGGCCAAUGCCAUCAAAACCACCAGAGCAGACAAAGACGCAUGGGUGACCUUCUACCCCACACGAGAUCAACAGACCAAGUGUAAAAGCUGUGGAGAAAAUGGGUUGAACGGAGACCUGCUUAUAACAUACGAUGUUGAGAGACGAAGUCCCAAAGGAGAAGUCGUGGUGUCAAAUGGCUAUUUCGUCCACUACUUUGCUCCCUCUGAUGUUCCACGUAUUUCCAAAAAUGUGGUGUUUAUCAUUGACCGCAGUGGCUCUAUGUCUGGCAGAAAAAUAGACCAGACUCGUUUGGCACUGCUGAGGAUUUUGACUGAUCUUGAUGAGGACGAUCACUUUGGAUUGAUCACAUUUGACAGUGAGGUUAGCUUAUGGAAGCGUGAACUCCUCAAAGCUACUGAGAAAAACCUGAAGAAUGCGAAAUCUUUUGUGAAGGAGAUCAGAGAUAGAGGAGCCACAGACAUAAACGCUGCAGUUCUAGCAGGAGUGGACAUGAUCAGUCGACAUCCACGAGAGGGAACAGCCUCCAUCCUGAUCCUGCUGACUGAUGGAGACCCCAAUACAGGUGAAAUCAACAUAGAGAAGAUAAUGGCCAAUGUUAAAGAGGCCAUUGGGACAAAGUUUCCCCUCUAUUGUCUUGGUUUUGGAUAUGAUGUCAAUUUUGACUUCCUGACAAAGAUGUCACUGGAAAAUGGUGGAGUUGCUCGCAGGAUUUAUGAAGAUUCGGACGCUGAUCUACAGCUGCAGGGCUUCUAUGAUGAAGUUGCCGUCCCUCUCCUCACUGAUAUUCAACUUAAAUACCCAGGAGGGACAAACCUUACCAAGACCACCUUUAGCUUGUACUUUAAUGGCUCUGAGAUUGUGGUGUCAGGACAAAUCACAGACAACAGUGUGGAGAGUUUCACCACUGAAGUCAUCGCAGUAUCAAAAGGCAGUAAUGUGACGUAUCAGGACACUAUAAUGACAAAAGACCCCAGUGAUGUCCCUCCUGAGGAUGAAGAUUUCAUGCAGAGAUUGUGGGCCUACCUUACAGUGAAGCAGCUUCUGGAGAGACAGGUACUUCUUAAAGGACAAGAGAAAGAGGAUGAAAACAAAGAAGCUCUUAAACUCUCCCUGAAAUACCAGUUUGUCACUCCCCUCACCUCGAUGGUUGUUACCAAGCCACAGGAAGGUGAAGUGGAAGUUGCCGACAAACCCAAAGAAGGAGAAGCGCCGGCCAGACCUGCAGCAAAGAUGCCGCAUCCUGUACCUUAUGCACCAGGAUUUUGGCUGUACCAGUCUCAGGGAGGUCUUCCCGGUCCACCAGGAGCUUCAGGAGUACCAGGAGUGUUGCGAGAUAAUGGAUCUCCUCUAAUUCAGCGUGGUGGACGAUAUCACACUGACCCUCUUCAGUCUAUACCUUCAUAUGCAGUAGCUCAUGAUAUCAGACCUGCCGGCAGAUUGCUCCCUGGUAUGUAUGAAAUGCUAUAACUUUGAUUCUGCCUU